CGAGGCUCGGCUUAUACACAGCAGGACAGAGGCCAUGCUUUAACACUUUGUGUCUCGCUCGCCUCGCGCGCGCUCCGCUGCUGCUGAAGCCAGAGAGAGAUUCCAGCGCGCCCGUCAAGCCCGUUUUCUUCCGCUCUGCCGGUGACGCAACUUGGCAACAACUUGGCAGGCAAAGCAGAAGGAGGGGAACAUGAAUUCCGAUCUGGAGGCGUCUCUGCCCGCUGGACAGGAGGCUUCCGCAAUCCAGUGCCGAGACGUGUGCCGGUCGUACGGCAAACUGAAGGUCCUCAGCAACCUCAACCUGACUGUGCCACAGGGACACAUCUACGGCCUGUUGGGGCCGAGUGGUUGUGGGAAGACCACGCUGCUGAAAUGCAUCGUGGGAACUCUGAAAAUCUCGCGGGGUCACAUCUCCGUGUUGGGGAAGCCACCUGCGUACCCAGGUCACGACGUGCCGGGGAGGAUGGUCGGGUACAUGCCGCAGGAGCUGGCUCUGUACAACGAGUUCACCAUCAGCGACACGCUGACCUUCUUCGGCCGGAUCCACGGCCUGACGGCGAAGGAAACCCGGGCGCGCAUGGAUUUCCUCGUAGACUUCCUGGAUCUACCUCAGAAGCACAGCCUGGUCCGGAAUCUCAGCGGAGGUCAGAAGCGGAGGGUGUCUCUCGGAGCGGCUCUGCUUCAGAAUCCAGAGCUGCUCAUCCUGGACGAACCCACGGUGGGAGUGGACCCCGUUCUCAGGGUGAAGAUCUGGCAGCAUCUGGUGGAGAUUGUGAAGACGGAGAGAGUGUCCGUCAUCAUCACCACGCACUACAUCGAGGAGGCCCGGCAAGCCAACGUGGUGGGUCUCAUGAGGAACGGCUGUUUGCUGGCUGAAGGACCUCCAGACGCAGUCAUGAAGCAGCACAGUGCAGCAACCCUGGAGCACGCCUUCCUGCGGCUGUGUGAGACGUCGGACCAGGUCGGCUCCAAGCGGGGGUCCAGUCCGCGGGGGGGGCCGCUGGAGAACAGCCAGUCCUUCGAGAGCGGCCGCGACGAGAGUCGGCCAAUUCUGGCGGUCGGACCGGGAGCCGCACAGGAAGUCCCCACGUAUUCAGCGGACUGGAAGGUGCGAGCCCGACACGUUCUUCCCAAGUGGCGGAACAUCGCCGCCCUGAUGAUCAAAACAUUGGUGCGGAUGAAGAGAAUGCCGGGCUCGUUGUGUUUCCAGUUCCUGCUGCCCGUCAUCCAGGUCUCUCUGAUCUGUUUGUGUAUCGGAGGAGACCCGAACGGGAUCCAGGUCGCAGUGGUGAACAACGAGACCUCCCCCUCGGCUUACAGCCAUUCACUGCUCUCCUUCCUGGACAACUCCAGCGUGCACCAGGUGCCCUUGUCCCAUGCGGAGGCCUUCGAUGGGAUCUAUAACGGGGAGUACUGGGGCGUCAUCGGCUUCGGCGAGAACUUCACCAGCUACCUGACGAAAAGGAUGAUGCAGCGGCAGGUUUCCAGAGAGGUGGUUGACGGAGGAUCGGUGCACGUCUGGCUGGACCUCACAAAUCGACAAAUUGCCUUCAUGCUGCAGAAGAACCUACACGAGGCCUUUCAGACUUUUGUGGACAAUAAAUUGGGAAGUUUGUCGUACCUGGUCGCUCUGCCAAUAAAGUUUGAGGAGCCGAUCUACGGCAGCCUAAACACAGACUUCACCACGUUUGUGACCCCCGGAGCUGUUCUCAGCAUCACCUUCUACCUGGCAGUGGGUCUGACAGCUCUCUCCUUCGUCCUGGAGAGGAAGGAGGGGCUUCUGGACAGGUGCUGGGUCGCAGGUGUGAGCUCUCUGGAGACGAUGCUGGCUCACCUCUUCUCUCAGCUGUUUGUCAUCAGCGUCCAGAUCGUCCUGCUGCUGCUCUUCAUCCUGCUCGUCUUCAAGCUGCCUAAUGAAGGCUCCUUGGUGCUGGUCGUCAUCCUCAUCGUGCUGCAGGGCAUCACCGGCAUCUCGUUCGGCCUCGUCAUCUCAGCCGCAAUCGACGACGAGCAGAACGCCAACCAGGCCGCCCUGGGAAUCUUCUACCCCAACCUCAUCCUCAGCGGUAUCAUCUGGCCGGUGGAGUGUAUCCCGUAUCCUCUCCGCUACAUCAGCAUGGCUCUUCCUCAGACCUACGCCUCCGAAGCCCUCCGCUGUAUCAUGUACAGAGGUUGGGGUCUGUCUCGGAUGAUGGUGUGGCGAGGCUUCGCCGUCACGCUGGGCUGGAACACGUUCUUCCUCGUCCUGGCCACGGUCAUCUUGAAGCUGAGGUCGUGACGGCCUCUCCGCCUUCUUCAGCCUUUGGAGACGGAGCCGCCGGGCGGAUCCCCCGGCGACACGCCUGGGCCUCCUGUCUGGGGAUGAGCAGCCAAGCAAACGGUUGCUUUGGCCCCACACGAGUGGAAUUUCAGUACAGAAGACAGGAUAUGUACAUGCACAACGUGAGAGGAUAUUCUAGAUGCUUCAUGUCAAAUGAGGUUUUUGUUUCACUUCUAUGUGCGGCUUGUUGGAACCUCUCACCCUCAGAAUUGCACUAACUCAGGGUCGCGUUUCUUCAUUUGUUGGCCCUCGCUCUCAAUGCAAGUAGAGAGAUUUGAUGGCGAAUAAACUGAGUACAACUGUAGGACGAAGGUUUUCUGUCCGCACAGUGUUUGUCUACUUUACAUUCGCAUUAUAGAGAAGUUGUAUGUAAAUGUGAAAAAAGAGUCUCAGCACAAAAACAUGUUUUUAUUGACAACAAAAUGUGAAAUUAUAUUUAAUUUUGUAUCCGUUUGCUUCACAAGCAGAAAGAGACAUUUAUUGUUGCUUUACGUCGUGGGAACCCGGAAUGGGGUUUAAAAGUGCUGAUCGUUUCAUAUUGUCAGAGAGCAUCUCACCCGUUCAGGCUUCCCACAGCGAUGGUGUCGUCUCUCUUAACGUGUGUCCUGUGUGGUGUGUGACAGGAAGUGGUAACUCAUGUUGGUGCGUUAUCGGGUGCUCGCUAGCAAAACCGUCGUUGUUUUCAGUUCAAGUUCAUGGGGUUCUCCAUAACCUGUGUUUUGUGCCUGCAGCUCCUGUGUGAGAACAGAAGUGGUUUGAAGUUGGUGAUUUGGAACGAAUUGGUACUGUGUUAUUUUCUUAGCUUUUAUUUUUUUAUUUUUCAUUGUUACCCUCCACUCUUUGCUGGACAGAGUGGAGGCUGCUCUUCUCGCAGAUGAUGCUCUUCAAACCCUUUGAUAAAUAUGUUCUGUUUUCUUUUUCUUACACAAACAUUUCAAACGGCUCGUACUUUUGUUCCUGACCGUUCCACCAACAGAACCAGAACAAAGCACACAGGAGAACGUCCGUUUUGGAUUCAACGCGUCAUGGAGACGCUGUGGUGUCGGCACUGUGGACGCAAAAUCCAUAAAUGAGGAAUAACGUACACUCCUGAAAAUAAAGGUGCUAACCAGAACUAUAUAGGGUUCUUUGGCUUGUUUUUAUUGGAGAACCCCUUGAAAGAGGUCCCUACCACGAACCCUUUCAGCUGGUUCUACCUAGAACCCAACAUAAAGGCUUAUACCUGGAGCCGUCUGUGAGAGGUUCCAACCAGAACCACGUUGAGAGGUUCUAUAGAGAAUCGUUCUAUGGUGUAAUGGUUCCACCCAGAACCCCCUAUAAGAUUAUACAAAGACAUCUUCUAUGGUGUAAUGGUUCCACCCAGAACCCCCUAUAAGAUUAUACAGGGACAUCUUCUAUGGUGUAAUGGUUCCACUUAGAACCUUAUAUGAGAGUUUCCACAGAGACACCUUCUAUGGUGUAAUGGUUUCACAGAACCCACUAUAAU
Anarrhichthys ocellatus (wolf-eel) is the source of this 3806-nucleotide messenger RNA. RefSeq names its product ATP-binding cassette, sub-family H, member 1 (gene abch1). Gene Ontology annotation, cellular component: membrane; ATP-binding cassette (ABC) transporter complex. Gene Ontology annotation, molecular function: ATP hydrolysis activity; ABC-type transporter activity; ATP binding. NCBI's taxonomy places the organism in Eukaryota, Metazoa, Chordata, Actinopteri, Perciformes, Anarhichadidae. Gene Ontology annotation, biological process: transmembrane transport. The record is from RefSeq and is a predicted model, not a curated record.